CUCGGAAGGCACUACACGGAUAAUGAGUUAGUUCGGAAAAUCUUACGGUGUAUGAUUCCCGAGUGGAAAUCCGAGGUUAGAGCCAUUAGUGAAGGAAGGGACUACAACACUUUGACCUAUGACACUCUACAGGGAAAGCUACUUACCUAUGAAUCUUCUACGCUUUAUCCUCCGGGAGACAACAAACAAAAGAAGUCCAUUGCUCUAAAAUCCACCAAGGAGAUUGAAGAGGAAAAUCAAAAUGAAGUGUCAAGUGAUGUAGAAGACAAUCCCGAACUUUCUCUUGUUAUCAAGCGCUUCAACAAAUUUGUCAAGAAAAAUUUCAAGACUAGAAAGGACAAAUCAAAGAAGGCAACACCACCCAAAUGCUAUGAAUGUGGUGAAUUGGGACAUAUCAAGCCCUAUUGUCCAACAUUGAAGCAAGACAAGGACAAGAAGAACAAGAAGAAACAAAAAGCUUAUAUUUCUUGGAAUAAUAGUGGAUCAUCCUCCGAAGCUAGUGAUGAUGAGGAAGAAACAGCAAAUCUUUGUCUCAUGGCAAUAGAGGAUGAGGUAUCAUCUAGUUCUUAUUCUACUCCUUUAUCUACUUCUGAUGAUUGUUUUUCAUUGGAUGAGUUACAUAGUGCAUUUAGUGAUCUUUAUGGUGAAUUUAUCAACUCCACCAAAGAAGCUAAAUUUGCCAAGGAAAAUGUCACCUCUCUUGAAGCCAAAUAAUCGAACUUAAUAAAGAGAUGGAAUUAUU
Cuscuta campestris is the source of this 742-nucleotide messenger RNA. The record is from the annotation of a GenBank genome assembly. NCBI's taxonomy places the organism in Eukaryota, Viridiplantae, Streptophyta, Magnoliopsida, Solanales, Convolvulaceae.